Messenger RNA from Megachile rotundata (alfalfa leafcutting bee), 3064 nucleotides. RefSeq names its product tetratricopeptide repeat protein 39B. NCBI's taxonomy places the organism in Eukaryota, Metazoa, Arthropoda, Insecta, Hymenoptera, Megachilidae. Gene Ontology annotation, molecular function: protein binding. The record is from RefSeq and is a predicted model, not a curated record.
AUUAAGUGUUAUUAUCUAUGCGAAGGCAAAGUCACGUGUAUUAGGCAUAUGACAUACAUAUACCUACCACAAACUUAUGCAAACCAAUAUAUACUUAUUUACAAUGAUACACCAGAUAAUAUUAUGGUAUAUACAUACAUAUUUACAAAUAAUGUAGCAAGUGCGAUCCAACGUAAUCAGUAUGAUCAGUAGCCGUCAGUCGGCGCGUAUGUUCCGCGCACCGUCGUGUUUGUUAACGGUGCGUUUCAAGAUAUCUGGCAAAUUUUAAAUAAAAAUGUAAAAAACUGUCCAUAACUUGUUGCAUUUUAAUAUACCACGUUAAAAUCAGAUUAAAAAUGUAUGCGGAUAGGUGUUAGUUUGUCUAUUCUUUGUUGUUGAUACGGUAUUGUUACCAUUUGAUGUUUAACAAAUUAAUGGUAUUUUCAAUAUCAAUUAAAAAUGUCGGACAUCGAAGAAGACGAAUUUCAAGAUGCUCAAGAGUCUAUCCCACAACCAACUACCAUGGAUUUAGAUACGGCAAUAAUGGAAGCAAAAAAAGCUAUACAUUAUUUUUUUAAUAACGAUUUUGAAGAAGCACGGAAAAUUAUGGAGCCCUGGGCAAGCAGUAGCGUAUAUCAUUCUUUAGGAACAAGCGUAUUCGCCUUUCUUGAAGCCAUUUUUACAUACGAACAAAAACAGAUUGAAAAGGCAGUUGCGGCUGUAAAACAGUGCAUGAGUGUAUGCAUGAAACAACGCAAACAUGCAACACUAACAGAAAAUAUAGGCAAAAUGGUCAAGAAGACUAAUUAUGAUACUUAUACGAUUGAGGAAGUGCAUGCGGAACUAUGUUAUGCCGAAUCACUCCUUUUAAAAUCGAUGCUCACGUUUGUGGAGGACGAGACUUUGGUCAGCUUUGUCAAGGCUGGAUUGAAAAUUCGUACCUGCUUUCUGUCGUAUAAAGAAUGUUUAACAAUACUGAAUAGUCGAAAGUGGGAAAACGAUGUUCACAAAAUACAUUUCGAGAGUGGUGUUCGUACGGGAAUUGGUGCAUUUAAUUUGAUGAUCUCUUUAUUACCAGCAAAAAUUAUUAAACUUCUGGAAUUUAUUGGAUUUUCGGGCGAUAAAGAAUAUGGCUUAUCAGAAUUAGAAGCGGGAUACAAGGAAAGAAGGGGAUUACGACAUGUGCUAUGCGCAAUGAUUCUUUUAGCUUACAAUUUAAUAGCAUCUUUCGUCUUAAGCCAUACAGACGGUGAUUUAGACUUGUGCGAAAAAGUUUUAGAAGAAGAAUUAAAUUUGUAUCCAAACGGUUUGUGGUUUUUAUUUUUCAAAGGAAGGCUUGAAUUAACCAGAGGGAAUUUCGAGAAUUCUUUAGAAUGGUAUACAAAAUCUUGGAAAAGUCAAGACCAGUGGCCUCAGUUUCAUCAUAUUUGUUUUUGGGAAUUAAUGUGGGCACACUGUGGGUUACAGCAAUGGAAACAAGCUGCAACAUUCGCUAGUACAUUGGCCAAGGAAUCGAAUUGGUCGCGUACUAUUUACUUAUAUCAAAAAGCUGCAAUUCUUAUCAUGCAGAAACCGCCAACACAAAGCGAAGAAAGACAGACGAUAGAUAGUUUAAUGAUGAAGGUACCAACGUACAAGCAACGAAUCGCUGGAAAAUCAUUGCCCAUGGAAAAAUUCGUUAUAAAAAAGGCUGAACGUUAUUUUGCCCAAAAAAAAAAUCUAGUCCUUCCUGUAUUUGAACUUAUGUAUAUGUGGAAUUUGUUCCGAAUGAUUGGAAAACGCCAAGAUUUAAUGCUAAAUAUAUUUAAAGUAAUAGAAGAUGCAGAGAAGGAGUUGAAAAAAGUUACAAAAACCGAAUAUCAUGCCGACAACGAAGCACUUAUAUUGCUUUUAAAAGGUGCCUGUUUACGACAAAUGAAGCACCCUUUGUUGGCCGAAGAUUGUUUGAGACGCGUUUUCGAGUUGGAUAAAUCGAUUAGGGAAGAUACUUAUUUACUUCCUUAUGCUACGGUAGAAUUAGCUUUGGUAGCCCAAGAUCAAGGAAACAUGCAACUUGCUAUUAGUUUCCUAGAGGAUGCUAAAAAGAACUUUACCGGGUAUAUGUUAGAGUCUAGAUUACAUUUCAAAAUUCAUUCCGAUUUGAUGAGACUAACAGGAAAGAAAGCAGAAGAUAUUUUAGUAUAAUGAUACUUGGAAAUCGUAAUUUCCGUAAGAAAGACUCGUUACUGCCAAUAGUGUCACUAUUGCGGCUUCAAGCACAGUUUUAUUUAACGAUUUGUUUUCACACGACAAACCGAUGGAUACUUUUUUAAUUUCAAAACAUCUUUGCCGACUUUUACGGGAGAAUCAGUAUCUUAUUUUAUUACCGUUUGUUAUCUUUAAUUAAUUUUGUUGCUUAGUGUAUUUUUUACAACUAGUUCAGAAGGAUUAGACAAAGGUUAAGGGGUUAAAUUAUUUGUUUAUAUUAAAUUAUUUGUUUAUUUUAAAUUAUUUUUGUUAUAGAAUAUAUUGAGGUAUCUUUAAGGGCAGAUAAAAUACCAAUUUAAUUGGUACUAGUAAAAUUAUCAGUGUCAUCCGCGUGUAUAGAUACAUAUAUGCACUCGUUGACACAGGUUAUAGGAGUGAUGUUUAAUAAACUAUAAAUUAAAUAAUACCUAUAAGUAAGAGGUAAAAUCGAAAUAAUAAAGCGGUUUAUUGUUAAUUGAAUUUGUCGCACUCGAAGCUGACUGGUAAUUUUGCUUUGCGCAUUUUUUUUUAUUUGACGCUUUACAGGUUGACGAAUGAGUACAUUCCUAUUAAAAGAAAGAAAAACAAAAAAUUCACUUUUUAUAAAUUUUUUUUAUUUUUUUAUACUAUUUUUCAAGAUUACACGUUGUCGUUCUUAUAUUACUUGUGUUGUUGUUAUGUCAAAUCUUCAGUAUUUUCUUUAAGUAUUUGUACAUGCUUAUACAUAUAUGUACUAAUUGGAUUAAUAAUGGCGUGUAGAAUUCUAUUUCUAUCUUACACAGGGUGGACCAGUAAUUAUUAGUAUUUAAAUUAUUUUCGAGGCUAUAAACGAUACAGAAAGCAAGUGUUAUAAAUAAAA